Miscanthus lutarioriparius is the source of this 1590-nucleotide messenger RNA. Lineage: Eukaryota; Viridiplantae; Streptophyta; Magnoliopsida; Poales; Poaceae. The record is from the annotation of a GenBank genome assembly.
AUGAAGCUCGGGUGGGACCUGACCACCGGGCUCGACCGGUACCUGACGACGUGGCGGAGCCCCGGCGACCCGUCCCCGGGCGACUACACGUUCGGGUUCGACCUCCGUGGCGUCCCCGAGGGGUUCAUACGGCGCGACGGCACGGCGCCCGUGUACCGGAACGGGCCGUGGAACGGGCUGCAGUUCAGCGGCGAGCCGGAGAUGGAGCCCAACAACAGCAACUUCCAGUUCGAGUUCGUCGACAACGCCAGCGACUCGAGCGUGCAGCGCUACGUGUGGCCGCCGGGCGGGCAGGGGUGGAGCCUCUACUGGUCGCUGCCGCGGGACCAGUGCGACAGCUACGGGCACUGCGGCGCCUUCGGCGUCUGCGACACCAGCAGCGGGUCCGCGGCGUGCGCCUGCGUGCGCGGGUUCACGCCGGCGUCGCCGCGGGACUGGGAGCUCAGGGACAGCUCCGCCGGGUGCAGGCGCGUCACGCCGCUCAACUGCACCGGGGACGGCUUCCUGCAGCUGCGCGGCGUCAAGCUGCCGGACACGACCAACGCGACGGAGGACGCGGCCAUCACCGUCGACCAGUGCCGGCAGAGGUGCCUCGCCAACUGCUCCUGCAUGGCCUACGCGGCCUCCAACAUCAAGGGCGGCGACAGCGGCUGCAUCAUCUGGAACUCGCUGCUCAUUGACAUCAGGCAUUUCCAUUCCGGUGGCCAGGAUCUGUUCGUUCGCCUCGCGGCAUCUGAUCUGCCCUCCAAUGGAGACGGUUCCAGGAAGAAGAACACAGUCAUCGCCGUUCUCGUAAGCUUAUCGGCCAUUCUCCUUUUCGGCUUCGCCGGAUUCUUCAUCUGGAACAGGCUUUUCAGAAACAAAGGGAGGUUUCAGAGCGCGCAGAGGUUCAACUCGUUUGACUCCAGCGUCCCUCUUACUCCGGUCCAACUCCAAGACAGGAGCAAGGGCAAGGAGGACGAAGCCGGUCAGAGCAGCGACCUGAACGUCACGCUCUUUGACAUGGACGCCAUAGCUUUCUCCACUGAUAACUUCGCGGCGUGGAACAAGCUCGGAGAAGGCGGCUUCGGCCCGGUGUACAAGGUAGGUGGCAAGAACAGGCAGAUCAUGCAUGUAACAUGUGCAAAUUGCGGGUACAUGUCUCCGGAGUACGCCAUGGACGGCGUCUUCUCGGUGAAGUCCGACGUGUUCAGCUUCGGCGUGCUGGUGCUGGAGAUCGUCAGCGGCAGGAAGAACCGGGGCAUGUACAGCAGCGGCGAGCAGACGAGCCUCCUGAGCCAGGCGUGGAAGCUGUGGAGGGAAGGCAACGCGCUGGCGCUGCUGGACGAGGCGGUGGCACGCGCCGGCACGCACCGGACCUCCGAGGUGCUGCGCUGCGUGCAGGUGGCGCUGCUGUGCGUGCAGGAGCGGCCCGACGACCGGCCGCACAUGGCUGCUGUGUUCCUGGCGCUCGGCAACCCGGGCGCGGUGCUCCCGCAGCCCAGGCACCCGGGCUACUGCACCGACCGGGGCUCCGCGUCCACCUACGGCGAGUGGUCGUCAACCGGCACCGUCAACGACGUCACCGUCACCAUCAUGGAAGGACGGUGA